Anguilla rostrata (American eel) is the source of this 2862-nucleotide messenger RNA. It is a transcript of the gene dhx35, whose product is annotated as DEAH-box helicase 35. NCBI's taxonomy places the organism in Eukaryota, Metazoa, Chordata, Actinopteri, Anguilliformes, Anguillidae. Gene Ontology annotation, cellular component: catalytic step 2 spliceosome; intracellular anatomical structure. Bases 80 to 2218 code for a protein of 712 amino acids. The transcript is spliced from 21 exons. Gene Ontology annotation, molecular function: ATP binding; RNA binding; helicase activity. The record is from RefSeq and is a predicted model, not a curated record.
UGGCUUUUUAAAAGCAAGUUUCGGAAUAAAAACAUCUAACCUCACCUGCUCCUUUUGUGAUUGUCUUGGGGAAUCACGAAUGAAUAAAGUUUUGAAAUAUGACGUUUGUGUCAAGAUGGCGGCGCCCCUUUCCACGAUGAAAUUCUGGAAACCCGGAUCAGAAGGCCCUGGGGUUUCAGAAGAACGAGAGCUCACAACAGAGACUACUGGCUCCCCCGUUAUUUAUAACCCCUUCACCGCGCUGUCCAUUGAGAAACAGCGGCAGAAACUUCCAGUGUUUAAGCACAGAAAUCAUAUCCUGUAUCUGGUGGAGAGCUACCAGACAGUUGUGAUUGUAGGCGAGACAGGCUGUGGGAAGAGCACUCAAAUCCCUCAGUACCUGCUGGAGGCUGGAUGGGCUGCGGAGGGCAAGGUUAUUGGGGUGACGCAGCCUCGGAGGGUGGCUGCCAUUUCAGUUGCCAAUAGGGUGGCUGAAGAACGUGGUGCCCUGCUGGGCCAUGAGGUUGGCUACACCAUUCGGUUUGAUGACUGCUCAGACCCCCAUGCCACCCGUAUCAAGUUCCUGACAGAUGGCAUGCUGGUGCGAGAAAUGAUGGCUGACCCCCUGUUGAAGAAAUAUAGUGUCCUGAUGCUGGACGAGGCGCAUGAGAGGACUCUGUACACAGACAUUGCCAUCGGACUGCUGAAAAAGAUUCAGAAAAAACGGAGAGACCUUCGUCUAAUAGUGGCUUCUGCCACCCUGGAUGCCAAGAAAUUUCAAGAGUUCUUCAACCUGAAUGAAUCUGGAGACCCCAGCAAGGACACCUGUGGUAUUCUGACUGUGGAAGGACGCACCUUCCCUGUGGACAUCUUUUACACAGUCAGCCCUGUUCCGGACUAUGUGAAAGCCACCGUGGAGACGGUGCUGAAGAUCCAUGAGACAGAGGAUGAUGGAGAUGUUCUAGCCUUUCUCACUGGACAGGAAGAAGUAGAGAAGGUGGUGAGUAUGCUUGUGGAGCAGGCUCGGGCUCUCUCCCGGUUUGGCAUGAAGAAGCACCUUCGUGUUCUUCCCAUGUACGCUGGUCUGCCCUAUGCUGAACAGAUGAAGGUUUUUGAGAGGGUGCCCCCUACUGUGCGAAAGGUGGUUGUGGCCACCAACAUUGCAGAGACCUCCAUCACCAUCAAUGGAAUUGUGUUUGUUAUCGACUGUGCAUUUGUCAAGCUGCGAGCCUAUAAUCCCAGAACAGCGAUUGAGUCUCUGGUGGUGACCCCCAUCUCUAAGGCCUCUGCCAGCCAGAGGGCAGGCCGAGGGGGGCGAAACCGUUCCGGGAAGUGUUUUCGCCUGUACACUGAGGAGGACUUUGAAAAGCUGCCUGCUGCCACAGUUCCAGAGAUGCAGCGAACCAACCUUGCUCCAGUCAUCCUGCAGCUGAAAGCCCUGGGAAUCGACAAUGUGCUUCGUUUCAACUUCCUCUCACCUCCACCUGCUCAGUCCAUGGUCCAGGCUCUGGAGCUGCUUUAUGCCCUGGGUGGCUUGGAUCAGUAUGGGCGUCUGACUGACCCCAUGGGUGUACGCAUGGCUGAGUUUCCUCUUAGUCCCAUGUUUGCCAAGAUGCUCCUGGAGUCGGGGAACUUCGGCUGCUCCAAGGAGGUUGUGACCAUUGCGGCCAUGAUGCAGAUCCAGAAUAUCUUUGUGGUGCCGCCCAACCAGAAGAAGGCAGCUGCUAAGGAGCACAGGAAGUUUGCCGUGGCCGAAGGGGACCACCUCACUAUGCUGAACGUAUAUGAAGCUUUCAUCAAGCACCAGAAGAGCUCCCAGUGGUGCCAGGAACACUUCCUCAACUACAAGGGGCUCUUGCGCGCGGUGACAGUCAGGGAGCAACUCCGUCGUCUUAUGAACAAGUUCAAGGUGCCCCGCACGUCCAGUGAAGGUGACCCCGAUGUGAUCCUCAGGUGCAUCGUCUCUGGGUUCUUUGCAAACGCAGCCCGGAUGCACCAUUCAGGCUCCUACAGGACUCUUAAAGAUGAUCGAGAGCUGCACAUCCAUCCUAACUCAGUCCUGUUUGGUGAGAAGCCCCCAAAAUGGGUGGUCUUUAAUGAGGUGGUUCAAACGUCUCAGUACUUCAUGCGUGAUGUGACUGCGGUGGAGUCGUCUUGGCUGGUAGAACUGGCGCCACACUUCUACAAGCAGGCUAAGCAUGGGUCUCUGAGCAGCAGCAAGAGGGCCAAAGUCAUCUGAACCGGACGCCCUGUCCCACUGUCCCCUACACAGCCGCUUGCCCUGGGCCGCCCCUGCAGGAGCUAGGAUGGUCAUAGCUUUAGCCAGCAGUGCUCAAACAAGAAAGGCAAUGAGAGGUAGAAACCAGUGUGUAGGGGGAGUGGGACAUGCGAACCAAAGAGGAGAACCAACACUGUGUCCACCUGUCAUGUACAUAGGGAUGUAUUAUAUAUUUAUUUUCUCACAUCCUGUCACAUCUGUACAUAGAAACGGAAGCUCAUGUCUGGCUGACUCCCAUUCCCGUCUGUUAGCCAGACGUAGGCUGAAUUUAUUUUUUUAUCUUUUUAAGUUACGGCAUGACACGGAACAGUAUCAUAAGAGGGAAUAUGACAAUGUGACAUUUUUGACAGGCUCAGAAGUUAUUUCUGAAAGCAGACUUUAUUGACAGAAUGAGAAUCCAAGCUUUGUGGUAUCAGAUUUGGUAAUGUAUGCCAUAAUCUGUCAAGCAGUGAGAAGCUUUUAUGGCCUGUGAUUCAGUGAUGUUGCCGCAGUUGGCUUUAUGUCUAGGUAUACUGUAUACUAAAAGCCAGGUGUGCAUCUUCGCAAAGCUUGAACUGAUCGAAUGGGUUUUUUGCUCCACACUUUCAUAAAGCUCAUUUGUUUUA